AUGGGAGACGUCAAACGCAAGCAGGGACCCGGCGGUGACAGAGGAUCAGGACCCAAGAGGAGCAAGGGUGGCGGUGGUGGUAAAUGGAGAACUCCACACCAGCAAGCCAAGUUAGGUGAGAGGACAGCGAUGGGGAAGACUCUCGAGAUUGGGGAUCAGGGGAUGUGGGUUACGUUUGCGAGGGGUAUGAAGGGCAAGGCUAUUCGAGAAUUGAAUGAAUUGUGUGAGGAGUAUGGAGAGAAACUCUACGGUAUAAAGAGGACAAGCGGUGAUGACGAUGCUGCUGUCGAUGAAGAUGAAGGUGGAGAAGGUGGAGGAGGAGGCGACAUCGAGGCCUCCAUCGCCAGAGAGAUGGACGAGAUGAAGAGGGAGAAGGAGAAGCCCAAGACGCGCAAGAUAUUCACAAUCAUCCCCGCGGACGUCGAGUGCCUCCUCUUCGUCAAGACCAUGGCGCCCGUCGACCCGAAGCACCUCGUCAGGGAGAUCUGUCGCGACGCCGGGGCCUGCAGGGACAUUCUCAAGCGGAAGACGAGGUACAUCAACCGGUUGACGCCGGUGGAGAAGAUGGACAAGGCAUCGGAGAACGGCAUCCUCAAGGUUGCCAGGGCGGUCAUUGGUGAUCACCUUGGGCUGGUGGAGGGCGACGACGCCGCUUCCGAUGCUGAUUCUACCGCUGCGGCCAAGACUCGUCAUGAUGGCGAAGCUUAUACGUACGCCAUUCGUCCUACAGCCCGUAAUCACUCGACUUUCAAGUCGGGUGACAUAAUCAAAAAGAUUGCUGGGCUGGUGAAGCCUGAACACAAGGUUAAUCUGGGAAAGCCGGACAAGGUUAUCAUUGUGGAGAUUUAUCAGAUGUUUUGCGGAGUAUCAGUCGUCGAGGGUGAUGAGUGGGAGUCGUUCAAGAGGUUCAAUGUCAAUGAACUCUACAGGAUUGCGUCGGAAGAGGCCAAUAGAGAGGACAAGUCAGUGGGAAAGUCAGUGGAAAAGUCAGCGGACGAGGAGGUCAACGGCAAGGUGUUGGAUGGCGAGUCCACCUAA
Molecule: messenger RNA, 1038 nt
Organism: Geosmithia morbida
Lineage: Eukaryota; Fungi; Ascomycota; Sordariomycetes; Hypocreales; Bionectriaceae
Product: tRNA acetyltransferase TAN1
Exons: 5
Coding region: 1-1038 (345 amino acids)
Biological process (GO): tRNA modification
Molecular function (GO): RNA binding
Source: RefSeq, a predicted model, not a curated record